GGCGCUCGCCUGCUCGGGUCUGGCGGCGGCGGCGCGGCUGGACCGGGUCGGGCGCGUGCGGCGGGGCCUCCGGGCGGCAUGGAGGGGCCGGGGGCUGCUGCGCCGGGGAACGUCUCCCUGCACAACUUCAGCGCGAGGCUGUGGGAGCAGCCCGUCCACUUCCACGUCAUGCGGCUGACGGACUCGCUCUUCCUGUGGGUGGGGGCCACGCCGCACCUGCGCAACCUCUCCGUGGCCAUGUGCACCCGCUAUGACCCCAUCCCCGUGUCCACUGCCCUCCUUGGGGACCUGUCCGACACGACGUCCACUGGCCUCGCCCAGCGCUUAGCCAGGAAGACCAGCAAACAGGUGUUUGUCAGCUAUAACCUUCCAAACACCGACAGCAGCUUCACGUUGCUGGUAGAAAACAGGAUCAAGGAGGAAAUGGAGGCCUUUCCCGAGAAGUUCUAGCCGAGGCGGCAGCAAGGAUGCAGGCGCGCGCGCCCGGACGGACGUCUGAAUAAACGUGUGGGGUCUUGCCAGCGGCAGCAGGGUCACGCGUGAC
Molecule: messenger RNA, 544 nt
Organism: Physeter macrocephalus (sperm whale)
Lineage: Eukaryota; Metazoa; Chordata; Mammalia; Artiodactyla; Physeteridae
Gene: PSMG4
Product: proteasome assembly chaperone 4
Exons: 3
Coding region: 79-450 (123 amino acids)
Biological process (GO): proteasome assembly
Source: RefSeq, a predicted model, not a curated record